UUCCAGACUUUACAUAUCGCUAUGUCAAUACCGGAAGGUGAUUACGAGAGAGGCAAGAAAUUAUUCAAAAUGCGAUGCCUUCAAUGCCAUGUAAUAGAUUCGGAUGCGAAUAAAAAUGGCCCAACAUUGAAGGGUGUGAUUGGACGUAAGUCAGGUACUGUCGAUGGCUACCCAUAUUCUACCGCCAACAAAAAUAAGGGCGUGGUUUGGACCCGUGAAACGUUAUUUGAAUAUUUAUUAGAUCCGAAAAAAUAUAUUCCGGGAACGAAGAUGGUAUUUGCGGGCCUGAAGAAACCUCAAGAACGUGCCGACUUGAUCAAAUAUAUAGAAGAGGAAUCUCCGAAAUAAUUAGGCAGUUCAAUUUCUAAUUAUAGGACUCGUGUAGUUGCGCUUCAUCUUUAUUGUCUUUUCAGCCGUCGGAUGAAUCUCAUCAUAUAGCACAUUAUGUAGACAAUUUAAAAAAAAAAAAAGAAAAAAGUCUUACCAAAAAUAUAGGAUUAUUUUAUGUUGAAGAUUUGCGUUCUGUUAUCAAUUUGUACUGUCAUCUGAUUUAAAGAGAAUGGAAUAUAAUCCAAACGUCACGUCAUUACCUCCAUUGUUUAUGCAGAGUUCUUCGAGGUGCCUUUUAUUAUGUUAACAGUUUUUCUAUGAUGAUUAAUAUCAGCUUGAUGUCAAGCUUUUUUUCAUAUUAUUGAAUGUUAUAGUACAACAUGCACAUUAUGCAGAAGUUCUCGUUUGUAUGACGGCAAUGUAGUAGAAGUAAAAGAAACGAAGAUUGCGCAGUAAACAGAUAAAUCGAAUUGCC
Messenger RNA from Loa loa (African eye worm), 805 nucleotides. RefSeq names its product cytochrome c type-1. The record is from RefSeq and is a predicted model, not a curated record. The transcript has 2 exons. Gene Ontology annotation, molecular function: electron transfer activity; heme binding. Lineage: Eukaryota; Metazoa; Nematoda; Chromadorea; Rhabditida; Onchocercidae. Bases 22 to 348 code for a protein of 108 amino acids. Gene Ontology annotation, cellular component: mitochondrial intermembrane space. Gene Ontology annotation, biological process: mitochondrial electron transport, cytochrome c to oxygen; mitochondrial electron transport, ubiquinol to cytochrome c.